Messenger RNA from Carlito syrichta (Philippine tarsier), 1345 nucleotides. RefSeq names its product BTB/POZ domain-containing protein KCTD8-like. The record is from RefSeq and is a predicted model, not a curated record. NCBI's taxonomy places the organism in Eukaryota, Metazoa, Chordata, Mammalia, Primates, Tarsiidae. The transcript has 2 exons. Bases 1 to 477 code for a protein of 158 amino acids.
AUGUCUGAUGACCAGGGGCCACCUCAGAAAACAGUGUCACCUAAACAAGAACAUGAAGAUAGGAAACACGACAAAGUCACCGAUAAAGGAAGUGAAAGCGGGACUUCCUGCAAUGAGCUCUCCACCUCCAGUUGCGACAGCCACUCAGAGGCCAGCACUCCCCAGGACAACCCGCCCAACGCCUCUCAGGCAACGGCUCACCCACCUAACACCUUGACAUUGGAUCGCCCCUCCAAAAAAGCUCCCGUUCAAUGGAUGCCCCCACCAGACAAACGCAGAAACAGUGAACUCUUUCAGACACUCAUCAGCAAGUCCCGGGAAACAAAUCUUUCCAAAAAGAAAGUCUGCGAGAAGCUGAGUGUGGAAGAAGAAAUGAAAAAGUGUAUUCAGGAUUUUAAAAAAAUCCAUAUUCCAGAUUAUUUUCCGGAGCGCAAACGCCAAUGGCAAUCUGAACUACUACAGAAGUACGGGUUAUAGUGAUGAUCAUGUUCCUGCAGUAUUUUGAUGACAUUUAAUGUUUACUACAACGUCAUGCUGCUCUUCCUUUGUGUGAACAGUGGAUGUGGGACAGUAUUUUCUUUUAUUCUUUUGUUGUUGUUGUUUUUAGAAACAUGAUUUUAAAAAAGGAAAAAAAAAUGAAGUCAAUACUUGUCAAAUGAAAAUGGUGGAUCUGAGUCAAUCCAUAUUGCAAGAAUGAAAGCAAAAUGUGCAUGAUCAAGAAUCUUAGAAUCUUGAUUUUUGGACUGUGGUCAACUGGACAUGUUUGUCAUUUUAUAUCUCACCAAAAACAAACCAUUGUAUCAUACCAACUACAAUGACAAUGUGAGUUAAGCAACAUCAAGCAACAUUUUAGAUGAUGGUUUUAGGACCUAACUCCAAAACUGUCUAAAUGUUAAUGCAAUAAAACAGGUAUUAUUUUUUGCAUGAGCACAAUGUUACAAAUAAAUCACAAGAAAUAGGGAAGAUCUGUUUGUUGCUUGGAAAGAAAAAAAAUACAAAAAAAAAAAAGCAAAAAAAAAAAAAAAGUUUUAGGCAAAGCCUAUAAAUGUAAACUGUCUUGGAAACUGGAUUUUCUUUGUUCCGGAUCUGUGAUUUUUUUGUGUAUGUGUAUGGUGUUUAUAUAUGUUAAGAUGGUGUAAAUAUGCCUUAUACUGUUGUGUUAUGGCACCAACAUUCAUCUAUUAAUGCUAGUCAUGAUUAUUUCUGUGAAAUGAGUCUUUUACAUCAGGCUGUGAAAAUUGGUAUAAUAAUGCUCUGAAAGAUCCUAUUAUCAUGUUAAUCAAAAUAACAGAGGGAAAUGGUAAAGAGCUUUAUGUAUUAUUAAAAAAAGGAAAAUGUGUUAGAA